This is a messenger RNA of Strongylus vulgaris, 243 nucleotides long. NCBI's taxonomy places the organism in Eukaryota, Metazoa, Nematoda, Chromadorea, Rhabditida, Strongylidae. The record is from the annotation of a GenBank genome assembly.
AUGGAGAGAGCCGCUGGCGCACCUGAUAUAGGCGGUGGAGGAGCGGGUGGUGGAGCAGCUGGACCUCCUCCACAAGAGGGGCCAACACAACCUAUAGUACAGGAUGAGAGCUGUUUCAAUCAAAAUCCUUGUUGUGCCACAUGGGCAUCGCAGGGUGGUUGCAGACGAGAUACUGCCAGAAUGGACAUUGUUUGCUCUGCCAGUUGUAAUGCGUGUAAACCACAGACUUACACUCUUCAAGAC